AGUACAGAGACACUCCAAUUAACACCAAGUUAAUUUGAUAGUUUAGGCUAUUAUAUAUGAUUUAUUUACCUUUUUCUGUACCAUCCUUUACCUCUUUUAUCUGUAACACUUCUUCAGCGCUUAAAUCUCCCUUUUUGAGAAUGACAACUUGAGGCAGCUCAUCUUCACGAUCACUGCCACUGUCAUCCUCCAAGGCUGGCAUCUCUAAACGCUGCGGGAACAGUGACCAGGUUGAAUAUCACCAUAUUGACAUUAUACCAGCCGCCCUUUCCAUGUUAAACGGUACACAUAGCUGCAAAAAUAGCCCUUCGUGUCAAUGGAAUAUCUAUAGUGGUCAAGGAAUUGAAUUAUGCGAGAGAAAACACAAUAAUUUUGAAGGGUGGUCAACUCUCCUGUAGAGCUAGCUAAUAACGUUACUUGACUAACUGAAUCAAGAUGUUAGCGCAGGACUCGAACUAAAACCUUUACAUAGCUCUCCAGCGGGCUUGCCAUACAGUCACGUAUAUACUGUAGCUCUGCAUCCCACCUAAGGUUAACGUUAGUACAUUUUACAUAGGCUAGCUAACGUAGCACAUUAGCGAAAUACCUUGGUAUCAAUGGUGGGUCCUUCCUUAAAGCCAACAUCGUUCUUGAAUUUCUUUAAAAAUGACGGUUCUGCUGGUUUCACCCACGAUACGUUCGCUUUCGGACCCUUAUUCAUCUUAGCCAUUUUGAGAGUUAGAACAAAUUAAGGAAAGAAAGGUAAUUUCAGGUUGUGUUUAGCCCGUCGUGUUUAGCGUAACAUUAAAUCGUCAUCACCCUGCGCCCGCUGAAGGUCAUAUGAUCCCAGAGGUGAGUCUGAUUGGUUGAACCGAGUGUAGCCUUUUAGACAAGGAAGUAGUCAAAUAUGUGACAGUAAGUCUAGUUUAGAUGCUAAAUAAAUAUGAUUUCAGGUGCGUUUUACGCAUUAUUAGCGGGCUUUCUUGGAGCCGUCGCCUCCUCGUCAGCCAAGCUAUCUCUGGGCUCAGACUACCUCAAAGGGAUGUGUGAAACAGGGCUGAAAACCUGGUUUCAGGAUGGGGACUACAGGAUUAUUCAGGCGGAAACAUCACCCUGCGAAUGGCUCCACAUCCCUCUGCGGUUGCUGUGUGGAGGACUGCUGUUCACCAGUAAUGCUGUGAUGUGGACCUUCUUCUCCAAGGCUCUGAGACACUCCUCCUCCUCCGCCCGGGCCACGGUCACCACCACUGCAUCCAACUUUGUUUCCUCUGCAUUCCUUGGGAAGCUGCUCUUUGGCGAGGCCCACGCAGCACUGUGGUGGGUGGGCAUCUCUCUAACGCUCUCAGGUUCACUGGUGCUGCACGGAUCAACUUCCCAACCAGCAGAGGCCAAGAAGGAAGAGUGAAGGACUGUCCACAUGUGGAAUAAGAAGUGUAAUAACAAUUCCACUGCAUCAAUCACCCCACUGGACCGCGUUAAACAAACGCUUUAAACAAACGGAUUUCACGAGAACCAUGUUCUAUUACCACGAAAGGGCUUUGAUGUUACGCCUGACUGUACACGGAUUCUAACAUGUUACGCCUGACUGUACACGGAUUCUAACAUGUUACGCCUGACUGUACAUGGAUUCUAACAUGUUACACCUGACUGUACACGGAUUCUAACAUGACACCUGACUGUACACGGAUUCUAUGAUCGUAUGUUAUCCAUUUGUAUUAAUUGUAUGUUGCUCAUUCUAUGCCGUUUUAAUAUGAGUAAUUAACCAAUGAUAUUAGGCCACUGUUGGCCAUGAUUACAGACACCUGUGUGU
This is a messenger RNA of Salvelinus namaycush (lake trout), 1789 nucleotides long. RefSeq names its product transmembrane protein 42-like. Bases 923 to 1384 code for a protein of 153 amino acids. The record is from RefSeq and is a predicted model, not a curated record. The transcript is spliced from 3 exons. NCBI's taxonomy places the organism in Eukaryota, Metazoa, Chordata, Actinopteri, Salmoniformes, Salmonidae.